Messenger RNA from Plasmodium gonderi, 1107 nucleotides. RefSeq names its product variable surface protein. The transcript has 3 exons. NCBI's taxonomy places the organism in Eukaryota, Apicomplexa, Aconoidasida, Haemosporida, Plasmodiidae. The record is from RefSeq and is a predicted model, not a curated record. The coding region runs from base 1 to 1107 and encodes 368 amino acids.
AUGACGAUUCCUACACAGGAUGAUAUUUUAAAGGUUGAUUUUGAUGAUGUAUAUAUGAAGUCUAAUGAAAAUUAUAAUUGGAUCAUAAGAAGAAAUUGGAAUGAGCCUAAGCAUCAUCAUUUUACUGAAUUGUGUAGUUAUGCAAAAUAUGAUAUAUGUAGAUUAUCACAUGGCUCUCACUUUACUGUAGAUUGUAGAAGACUUUCUAUCCUUUUAGAUAAUAUGAAAUUAUUAUUAAAUAGGAACCACCAUAAUAAAAUAUAUUUUUGUAUAUACUUCGGUUAUAAGAUGCAUGAAUUAUUAAAAAAAUAUAAUUGUACGAUAAAAUCCCCCACAGUUGCCUACGACUACAUGAUGAAAGCGUACAAAUAUCGCUUUAAUACAAUAAUACCUAAAAUAUGUAAGGACUACUUUGUAGAUCUUAGCCAUGAAACAUAUGAAAAUUUCAAAAAACUUGAUGAAUUAUAUAACAGAUUUUAUCUUUUUAAAAACAGCAAUCAUAGCUGUAGUCAUGCUGAAUAUUGCUCUACAGAAUAUAAGAAACUCUUACGAACAAUUUCAAGUGAGCAGAAUAUGGAUUUUCACGACUUAUUAUAUGAAUUUAUAUAUCAUUAUGAAAAAUAUAUGCAAAAAUUGAACGUUUGCAAAAGUACCCCCCAAACCUUACCACCAUUACCAGAACAAGAUAGGAGCAGAGUCAUAAGUACAGAACCAAUGACAGUGAAUGUAAUAAGAGAUAAAAUAAGUAAAAUCGAAGUGUCAGGAAUAAAUGAAAUGGAAGGAACAGGUGAAAACAUGCUAAAAAUGAUAAGUGAAAGGAAAAAAACUUUAGACAAAGCGAGACUCAGCCCACAUACAGGCACAGAAACAACACUAAGUUCUGGAAUGAUUGUUUUAUUUUUUUCAGUGUUAAUAAUUCUAUUUAUUCUGUAUAAGUACACCACUUUUGGUUCAUAUUUUAAUCCAAGGAUGAGAAAAAUAAAAAGAAAGAUUAAAAAAAGAAAUAAAGAAAAUAUCAAUAACAUGGAUUCAUAUAAAUUGGCAUACAAUAAUCCAAAUGAUAAUUGCUACCACAUUGAGUAUAGUUAUAUGGAUGAUUCAUUAUAA